CCAGUGAUCAGGGCAAAGGUCUUCCACAGCCAGGCCCCGCCCCUAACCACGCUUUCUGCUAGGCGGGUUUUCAUCGCUGCCUCUGAGGCAGGAAAGGGGAGGUCACCCCACCACAUUCCUCCCCCCACCCCCCAUUGCUGUCCUCCUCCUCCUCCGGAGGAAGGGUCAAGACAGCGUGAACCUGACAGGGAUGCCACUUUCUGGUGCCCAGCGCCACCUUUCCCAGCCAGAACCGGAGCUGGUACAGGCCGAGCCUCUGUACAGCGGCUUUCCAUUCACGCCUCGGGCAGGGUGCGGGAUUGUGCCCUAGGCCCGAAACAGCGGGGCAGAUGGGGGAUAAGAAGCACAGUUUCCAGUCCCUGAUGCCACCCUACACGGUGCAUUGCAGGGGGUCAAGCCUGCCCCGUGAGGGACGGGGUACCAACUGGCGUCCCUUUGGCUGACUUCUGGCCCCAGAGGGGACUCGCCCACCGCACUCUUGUCCUGGCCUCCUCCCCACCCACCGCGGGCCUUCUGCUCCAGCUGGCAAGGCUCGGGGGAGGGGGCGGGGGAGCCGGCUUCGCGUCGGCUCCCUUGGCCUCCGGCUCGCAACCCCAGGAGCGGGGACACAGCACAUGACCCGCGCGCUAAACCGGGCUCCCGGGAUGGACGCGUCUGGGCCUGGCCGCCCGGCCAGCACUCACGGCCCGCGGGCUCCCCCUCUGCGAAAUCAACAAGCCCUCACGCCCCCAAACCUGAAGAACCUCUCUUCAGGCCUCUAGUGGUCGAGAGGGGAGCGGGCCGCAGCCCAAGGCCUUCGGAUCCCGCGGGAAAGCCGUGGCACGUCUUCGAGGCGGGAGGGGAGGGCCGCGGGUCCGAGGGGAAGGUGGCCCCGCGCGUAGCCGUUUCCUCCCCGCCUCGCCCCGCCCCGCCCGGCCGGACCCAGUCCUCCGCACCCCAUAGGCAGAGGCGACCCUCCCCGCCUCCCCGCCCGCUCCGCGCUCGCCCCGCCUCGGCUCACUUUAAAAGUUUCCUCCGGCUGGGACGCGCGGAGAGAGCCAUGGCCAUCUACGUCGGGAUGCUGCACCUCGCGAGGCUGCGCACCAGGGGCCCGGGGGUGCUGGGGACCCGCGCCAUCCUCGCCCGGGGUUGGCAGGAAGCGAGACUGCAGGGCGUCCGCCCCCUCAGUUCCAGAGAGGCGGAUAACACCAUCCCCCUGCCCAUUGGAGGCCUCAGCUACGUCCAGGGCCUCACAAAACCUAGUCUUAUCCACGAGACUGUGGGGCGGUGCCUGGAAGCCACAGCACAGAGGGUCCCUGACAGAGAGGCCUUGGUCGUCCCCCAGGAAAACAUCAGGUUGACCUUUGCCCAGCUCAAGGAGGAGGUGGACAAAGCUGCUUCUGGGCUCCUGAGUAUCGGCCUCUGCAAGGGCGACCGGCUGGGCAUGUGGGGACCCAACUCCUACGCGUGGGUGCUCAUGCAGCUGGCCACCGCUCAGGCGGGCAUCAUUCUGGUGUCCGUGAACCCAGCCUAUCAGGCUAUGGAGCUGGAGUAUGCCCUCAAGAAGGUAGGCUGCAAAGCCCUCGCUUUCCCCAAGCAAUUCAAGACCCAGCAAUACUAUCACAUCUUGAAGCAGGUCUGUCCAGAGUUGGAGAAGGCCCAGCCAGGAGACUUGAAGAGUCAGAGGCUCCCAGACCUGACCACGGUCAUCUCGGUGGACGACCCUCUGCCGGGGACCUUGCUCCUGGAUGAGGUGGUGGCCUCUGGAGGCAAAGAGCAGCAUCUGGCCCGGCUCCGGUACAACCGGCAGUUCCUGUCCUGCCAUGACCCCAUCAACAUCCAGUUCACCUCGGGGACGACAGGCAGACCCAAGGGGGCCACCCUCUCCCACUACAACAUUGUCAACAACUCCAACCUGAUAGGGGAACGGCUGAGGAUGCACCUGAAGAUGCCGGAGGAAUCACGGAUGGUCGUGCCCAGCCCCUUGUACCACUGCCUGGGUUCUGUGGGGGGCACAAUGGUGAGCAUGAUGUAUGGCGCCACCCUCAUCCUACCCUCUCCGACCUUCGAUGGCAAGAAGGCGCUGGAGGCCAUCAGCAAAGAGAGAGGCUCCUUACUGUAUGGCACCCCCACAAUGUUUGUGGACAUUCUGAACCAGCCAGACUUCUCCAGUUAUGACAUCUCGGCCAUGCGUGGAGGUGUGAUUGCUGGGUCCCCGGCACCCCCAGAGCUGAUCCGAGCCAUCAUUGACAAGCUGAACAUGAAGGACCUGGUGGUGGCUUAUGGGACCACUGAGAACAGCCCUGUGACCUUCAUGAACUUCACCGAGGACACUGUGGAGCGGAAGGCAGAAAGCGUGGGCAGAAUUAUGCCUCACACAGAGGCCCAGAUUGUGAACGUGAACACGGGGACGCUGGUGGAGCUGAACACGCCCGGAGAGCUGUGCAUCCGCGGGUACUGUGUCAUGCUGGGCUACUGGGGCGAGCCCCAGAAGACCGAGGAGACGAUUGGACAGGACAAGUGGUAUCGGACAGGAGACAUAGCCGUGAUGGACAAGCAGGGCUUCUGCAAGAUCGUCGGCCGCUCCAAGGAUAUGAUCAUCCGGGGCGGCGAGAACAUCUACCCCGCGGAGCUCGAGGACUUCUUCCACACACACCCGCAGGUGCAGGAAGUGCAGGUGGUGGGAGUGAAGGAUGACCGGAUGGGGGAGGAAGUCUGUGCCUGCAUUCGCCUGAAGAAGGGAGAAAAGACUACGGAGGAGGAGAUCAAGGCUUUCUGCAAAGGGAAGAUCUCCCACUUCAAGAUUCCCCGAUAUGUCGUGUUUGUCACAAACUACCCCCUCACCGUCUCAGGAAAGAUCCAGAAAUUCAAACUUCGAGAGCAGAUGGAACAACAUCUAAACCUGUGAAUAAGGGACUGGGGGUCCUCCCAGGCCCUCCCUGCCCUUCCCCCACACUCCCGUCUUUGUGAUUUGGCAUAAAGAGCUUCUCUGUUUUCUUUGGUUGGUCUCUUGCUGGCGUGCUCUCUUGGCAGCCACUCUGGGAUGGAGAAAGGAGGAGGCACUUUCAGACCUCCCACUCCUUGUCACGAUAGUGCUAAGCACUUUGGCGUGCAUUAUCUACUUAAGUUAAUCCUCAUUCGAUCCCUUUGAGAUACCAACCCAAUUUUUUUUUUAAAGGUAUACUCGUUGCUUUUUCACAUUGUUGUCAGAUUAGUCCAGCAAGAAGUAUUCCUUUUAAAACAAUAAAAGCUGGGGCUCCUGGGUGGCUCAGUUAAGCAUCUGCCUUCGCUCGCUCAGGUCACGAUCUGGGGUCCUGGGAUUCAGCCCCGCAUUAGGCUCCCUGCUCAGCGGGGAGUCUGCUUCUCCCUCUCCCUCUGCCCCUCCCCCCCAACUUGUGCAUGCUCUUUCACUUUCUCAAGUAAAUAAAAUUUUUAAAACAAUAAAUGCUUUGUUAAGAUAAAAUUGCACAUACCAUCCAAUUCACCCGUUAAAAGUAUCCUAUUCGAUGGUUUUUAGUAUAUUCAUAGAUAUGUGCAAUCAACCCCUAAGUCAAUUUUUUUCAUUGAGGUAUAGUUAACACACAAUGUUACAUUUGUUUCCCAGAGUCCAUUUUAAACCUCUUCAUCACCUUAAAAAGAAACUCCAUACCCUUU
This is a messenger RNA of Zalophus californianus (California sea lion), 3633 nucleotides long. RefSeq names its product acyl-CoA synthetase family member 2 (gene ACSF2). The coding region runs from base 1040 to 2887 and encodes 615 amino acids. The record is from RefSeq and is a predicted model, not a curated record. NCBI's taxonomy places the organism in Eukaryota, Metazoa, Chordata, Mammalia, Carnivora, Otariidae. Gene Ontology annotation, molecular function: medium-chain fatty acid-CoA ligase activity. Gene Ontology annotation, biological process: fatty acid metabolic process. The transcript is spliced from 16 exons.